AAAUCUGGACACAAAUACCUGGAGGAUUUCGAGGACUUGAGCGAGAAAAACGACCGUGGAAUACUUAAGAAAGUCGUUAAGGAGGGUUACAGCAAAUUGAAACCUUGUCCUGGUGACACAGUGAUAGUGCACUAUGUGGGCACUUAUUUUGGUGGUGACCAACAUGGUGUACAGUUCGACUCGUCUCGGGAUAGAAAUGAGCUGUCGAUUCGCAUUUCGCGAACUAUAAUUGUCAUUAAAGCAUGGGAUGUUGGUGUUGCUACCAUGAAAGUGGGUGAGAUCUGUGAGCUGAUUGCUUCUCCUGAAUAUGCAUACGCGGAUGGCAAGACUUUGAAGUUUGAAAUAGAGUUGUUUGAUACCGAAGAUGCUGCAGGUGUGGAUGUGACUCCGGACAAUAGCGGUAAGGUACGAAAAUCGGUGCUUGUGAAGGGCAGAGAUGUGUUUACUCCAACUGUCGGCCUUCCUGCUGAGAUAAGCUUCCGUGAGGGUUCUUCAGAGGGUGACUUCCAGGACGUUUCGUACAUAGUCGGUGACCCUGCAGAGCACUCAGUGCCUGAGUGUAUAGAUCUUGCGGUGAGGCGGAUGAACACAGGCGAGCGAUGCAUAGUGCGGUUAAAGAAGGGCUCUUCCAAAGGCGACGCAACUGAUGAAAGUAGUUAUGAAGUUUUUCUGAAGUCAUUCGAAAAAGUAAUUGUUUUCAUGAGAGUUAUGGAGCUUGCGAAUCAGAUCAAAACCAAAGCAAAUGAUUUCUUGAAGGUAAUUCAGAAGACCCUCAAUGAAAUGAUGAUUGCUGUUCAUUUAAACAUGGCCUUGGCUUAUUUAAAAUUGGGAGAUGCUCAAAACUGCACUGAAAAAUGCAAAAAGGUUCUAGAGAGCGAUUCUUCGAAUGCAAAGGCACUGUUCCGCUUGGGUCAGGUACGUGGAAAUCACGAAGAUGCGGCUGUUUACUUCAAGCGUAUCGUAGCUCAUAAUCCAAAUAACACAGCUGCGCUCAACCAGUUGCGUAUUUGCGAAGAAAUGGUACAAAAAGCAAAAGAAAAGGAAAGGAAAAUGUACCGUCGACCAUUCGCUUCAGUGGGCGACCUCUACCUCUGCGCCAUGUCAUGGUUUGACCGCCACGGCGCUUCUUCGAGCCUUGCCCGGCACGUGCAAAGAGAUCACGGGAAAGUAGUCGAUGGGCAGACAUGCAAUACGUGA
Messenger RNA from Echinostoma caproni, 1197 nucleotides. NCBI's taxonomy places the organism in Eukaryota, Metazoa, Platyhelminthes, Trematoda, Plagiorchiida, Echinostomatidae. The record is from the annotation of a GenBank genome assembly.